This is a messenger RNA of Elephantulus edwardii (Cape elephant shrew), 1068 nucleotides long. RefSeq names its product complement decay-accelerating factor-like. The transcript is spliced from 8 exons. Lineage: Eukaryota; Metazoa; Chordata; Mammalia; Macroscelidea; Macroscelididae. Bases 1 to 1068 code for a protein of 355 amino acids. The record is from RefSeq and is a predicted model, not a curated record.
AUGGGGCUCAUUGCCCGCCCAGAGAGGGAUGCAGUCUGGGACUCAGAAGCAUCUGCAGCAACAAGUGGGCUGGAACAAGCCCAGAGCCCAGGGAUGUUCCCUCAAGAAGAACAGUGUCCACUCAGGAACUUGAACCUUCACUACGUCAUGGGUCAACACAAGGAUAAGGAAAAAGGACUUCCUGCAGAUCGCUCUAUACAAAAAGGAAUCAGGUUAGUGACUGAAACUCAGCCACGCCCAAGACCCCAGUUAACUCUGGCUCAGCCUCUGACCUGCGAUUGUUCCAGCCCACUUGUUGCUGCAGAUGCUGCUGAGUUCAGGACUGUGUCCCUGUCUCCAUGCGCAAUGAGCCCAGAGUGGUGGAGCGCCCCUGCAGUGCUGCACCUCUGUGGGGGGCUGCUCCUCCUGCUGCUGCUGUUGAACACGCCCCCCGUGCGCAGUGACUGCAGCUCACCCCCAGAUAUGCCUAAUGCGACACCAGUUUUGAAAGGUGCUACAACUUUUCCUGUUGACAAGAUGGUGUAUUACACAUGUAAUAUAGGCUACGUCAAAAUUCCAAGAAAAUCACACGCCAUUCAAUGUCUCAGUGACAAUACAUGGCUACAAAUAGAUCCAAACUUCUGCGGUCGUAGCUGUCCACCUAUACCCAGAUUCGCGUUUGCAACGCUCAAAAAGAUUCACAUCUCUCAGAAUUACUACCCAGCAGAUACAGUCGUGGGGUAUGACUGUGCCACAGGUUUUGAAAGCAUCCCUUCUAAACCUGCAGAAGUAACUUGCCUUGCUAAUUAUACAUGGUCCAUCCCAGAUGAAUUUUGUAAAAAAAAAUCAUGUGCUCAUCCUGGAGAAUUAAAAAAUGGCUAUAUCAAUAUAACAGAAGGCCUAUUAUUUAAUUCACGCAUCUCCUUCUCAUGCAACCUGGGGUACAAAUUAAUUGGUGCAACUUCUACUUUUUGUGUAGAAAUUGGGGAAAAAAUGGUCUGGCUUAAACCACUACCGACGUGUAAAGGAUAUACAUGUAAAACAUUGACAGUUUUGCUUAUGACAGUAACUCUUGGCUACCUGAUUUAG